AGUCGCGGUAUUGAGCGCCGUACGUCAGUGUUCAUUGUCAAACAGUUGUCAGUUGUCAGCGGCGGCGGGUUGACGUGUGUGUAUAGAGUGAAUAGUGCGCGGAGUUUAAACGAUGGCUCUACUACGUCGGCUGGCUGUAAACGCGCCCCGAGGCGUGCGAGUGCUGUCCACACCGCCACCCUCCCGCGACGAACUCGACCUGUCCUUCAACAGUCCGAAAGACGCAUUCAAAAGCAAGAAAACUAGCGAACUAGUCCGGGCGUAUCUCGUCUAUCAAAUAUGCUCGAUCAACUGGAUAGUCGAGAACAACGACAUGCUGAUGAAGAGUCUGCGGCAGAUGGUGGGCCAGCGACUGUUCGAAGCUAUUAUGAAGGCUACCUUCUACGGGCAGUUCGUAGCCGGUGAAGACCAAAAUAAAAUUCGGCCUACUCUUGAGAGGCUGCGGUCUUUCGGAGUGAAGUCUAUCCUCGAUUACUCCGUAGAGGAAGAUCUUUCUCAAGAGGAAGCUGAGAAGCGUGAAGUCAGCGCGUCGAUCUCGGCGUGUGGUGAUGCACAGGAAGAGGGGCAACUCAAGCAAUACCAUGUGGAGCAGCGUUUCGCUGAUCGUCGAUACAAGGUUACCAGCGCAAGGACUUACUUCUACCUGAAUGAGGCCGCCUGCGAGAAGAACAUGGAAGCUUUUAUGAGGAGCAUUGACGCCGUCGCUGAUUCGAUACGCGCUUAUUUUGUAAUCGUAUUAUUAUUUUCAGGAAUAACUAAAAGUACAGGCUUGAUGGCUAUCAAAUUGACUGCUCUUGGGAGACCUCAGUUACUGCUCCAACUAUCCGAAGUGAUCAUGCGUGCUCGUAGUUACAUGCACCAAAUCGCCGGCGGCACUGGCAACGUUUUGACACAUCACAAAACUAUCGAGGACCUCCAGAGGUACCUCGGCGACCUUAGCAGCAAACCGGAAGUACAGGAGUUCAUGAAGAAAAUCACUUCCGACAAAGAGGGUAUUGUCCACUUGUUUCCAUGGUCAAACAUUUUGGACAAGGACAUGGGUCUUUCGGACUCGUUCAGAGUCCCGGACCCGAAGACCGGUCAGAUGAGGCGGCUCAUCUCGCAGAUAUCGCCGAAGGAGGAAGAAAUGUUCAGGAAUAUGUUGAGAAGACUGAACAAUAUCAUCAAAGUGGCGAAUGAGUCGGACGUUAGGAUAAUGAUCGACGCCGAACAGACUUACUUCCAACCAGCUAUAUCGAGGAUCUGUUUGGAAAUGAUGAGGAGAUAUAACAAAAACAAGUUCCUAGUUUUUAAUACGUAUCAAACAUACCUGAAGAAUACUUACAACGAAAUCGUGACGGACCUUGAGCAAGCGCAACGACAGAACUUCUACUGGGGAGCGAAGUUGGUCCGUGGAGCUUAUAUAGAACAGGAACGAGCGCGAGCCGCAGCGAUGGGCUACGAAGACCCAACUUGUGAAAACGUCGAUGCUACUACGGCGUCUUUCCACAAGUGCUUAAAGGAAAUCCUCAGCAGAGUCAAGCUCAUAUACAAAAAUUCUCAGAACGAGCAGAAGGAUCGCUUGGGUAUAAUGGUGGCGUCCCACAACGAAGACACCGUCCGCUACGCCAUCCAACUGAUGAAGGAGCACGACAUCAAGCCCGGGGACAAGGUCGUCUGCUUCGGACAGCUGCUCGGCAUGUGCGACCACAUCACCUUCCCUCUCGGUCAAGCAGGCUACUCGGCGUACAAAUACGUCCCGUACGGUCCCGUUGUCGAAGUCCUCCCGUACUUAUCGCGACGCGCAAACGAAAAUCGCGGCUUCCUCGCCAAGAUCAAGAAGGAAAAAGGCCUCCUACUGAAGGAAAUCGCUCGGCGCAUUUUCACCGGUCAAAUAUUCUACAAGCCGGUCGGUAACUACACGCCCGUAUAAAAGUAAACAUCGUUUCGUAGUUUUAGAGUCAGUUUUGAACCGUCGCGGUUCAAAUGU
Melitaea cinxia (Glanville fritillary) is the source of this 1969-nucleotide messenger RNA. RefSeq names its product proline dehydrogenase 1, mitochondrial (gene slgA). Gene Ontology annotation, molecular function: proline dehydrogenase activity; FAD binding. The record is from RefSeq and is a predicted model, not a curated record. Gene Ontology annotation, cellular component: mitochondrion. The transcript has 11 exons. Lineage: Eukaryota; Metazoa; Arthropoda; Insecta; Lepidoptera; Nymphalidae. The coding region runs from base 113 to 1912 and encodes 599 amino acids.